GUCAAGUUCGAUGCCGUUUUCAGUCGUUUGUUUCGGACAUGCCCGUGGGGCCUGAAGGGGCUUUGUCAGGCAACCGAAGCCUUUGACAGUACAGCCCCAAGAUUCGAAGAUGCCGCCCAAGGGAAAAAGCCGUUCCGGGAAAGGGGGGAAAGGGGGAGCAGCCUCUGGGAGUGACAGUUCUGACAAGAAGGCUCAGGGUCCCAAAGAUGGUGGCAAUGCAGUAAAGGUCAGACACAUUCUGUGUGAAAAACAUGGGAAAAUCAUGGAAGCCAUGGAAAAGUUGAAAUCUGGAAUGAGAUUCAAUGAAGUGGCCAUACAGUAUAGUGAAGAUAAAGCCAAGCAAGGGGGUGACUUGGGUUGGAUGACCAGAGGUACCAUGGUGGGACCAUUUCAAGAAGCAGCAUUUGCCUUGCCCAUAAGUGGGCUGGAUAAGCCUGUGUUUACAGACCCUCCGGUUAAGACAAAAUUUGGAUAUCAUAUUAUUAUGGUUGAAGGGAGAAAAUAAAAUUGUAUGGAAGACUGA
Neofelis nebulosa (Clouded leopard) is the source of this 523-nucleotide messenger RNA. It is a transcript of the gene PIN4, whose product is annotated as peptidylprolyl cis/trans isomerase, NIMA-interacting 4. The record is from RefSeq and is a predicted model, not a curated record. Gene Ontology annotation, biological process: rRNA processing. Gene Ontology annotation, molecular function: DNA binding; peptidyl-prolyl cis-trans isomerase activity. The coding region runs from base 110 to 505 and encodes 131 amino acids. The transcript is spliced from 4 exons. Lineage: Eukaryota; Metazoa; Chordata; Mammalia; Carnivora; Felidae.